AUGUCGCGCGUUCACCUGCACGAGGAGCUGGCGCUGUCGGGUGAUCGUGUCGAGGUGCAGACGCGCCACGGCCCGAUCAAAGGCGGGCUCGCUGCCAAUGGUGCAGCCGUCUUUUUAGGUGCGUGCAUCGUGUCCAAUGCUACACUCAAACCCAGAGCGCUGAGUGCCUCCGAUGUUCUCCGAUGGCGCGGAUCUUCAUUCAUAGAGGUCCCAUACGCACUCCCCCCAGUGAGAUUUCAAGAUCCCGAGCCACUGCCGCCAGAUUACCGCUAUGAGUCGAAGGACUACUCGGUGGUGUAUCUUACUGUGACUUUCAACGAGGUAGAUUGUGCGCAGCCGAAGAACGACGGGCAGGCCGCAGGUUCUCCGUUCGAAGAUAAGGUCGGACUUGGGAGAGUGUCCGAAAAUCCGUUGUUUGUGAACAUCGUGUCGCCGUCCCGCGUCUCGUCUGAUUCCAAGUUCCCCGUGAAAGUUUACAUCCAUGGCGGAUUCCUGCAAUAUGGCUCCCCCCAUGGAUUAUCGGGGCAGGCGCAGUACGUUGCCGCGGGACGAUCGGAAGUAUGGGUAAACAUUGGGUACCGUCUCUCUGUGCUUGGAUUCUUGGCGUGCGAUCAGCCACCUGUAAGCGGGAACUUUGGAUUCAAAGAUCAAUGGCUUGCUUUAUUGUGGAUCAGGGACAACAUUGAAGCGUUUGGAGGCGAUCCUAAGAAUAUUCAAGUCUCUGGUCUGUCUGCUGGGGCACACUCUGUACACCAGCUACUGCACCACGUAUCACGCAUGCCUGAGGGUGUGGACUCGCCUUUUCAAAGUGCCGUCCUUCAGUCGAACGCCAUAAUGCUCAACCCCAAAACACCUACAGAGCUGCGUUCACAAUUCCGCGCUCUCUGUGAAGCACUCAGACUUGAUCCCGACGCCUCAGACGUUCUUGCCACGCUACGUGAUCCGUCAAAGGUUACCACCUCCGCGUUGUUGCAUGUUAUUGAGACAGAGGAAGUGGGGGUUUUAAACAGCACCUUCCGCGGAUGUUUGGACGGCUCUUGGCUAGCAACAUCACCCGACCCAAUGACAUGGCAGCGCACAGGCGGGUUUGCUCGCGCUCUCCGUGCCAAGGGUGUGCGCAGCAUCGUCGUUGGAGAGCUCACCGAGGAGUGGUACCUGUACGCCAUCGCCCACCCCGUAAAGGACUUGACGGACGCGAUCGGGAACAUGGGCCGGUACUACCCCAUGGAGGUUGUAGAGAAACUGCUCGCGUUCUACGACAAGCCGAGCGAGGAUGCAUCCGCCAACGACGCAAAACGAUUCAUGGGGUUGGUACUGAGCGAUGGGCAAGUCUAUCUGCCCGUGCGGUUGCUCGCACGCGACUUGGCAGCAGCAGGUUUCCCGGUUCUGCGAUACCAGAUCCGCUGGACGCCUGAGCAGGUUAGGCCUCCGAGGGGUUACGUGACUCAUGGGACGGAUCGUUCAUUGUGGACCCUGCGCUUGCCAAGCCUAGAUGAGUCUCAAGCCGAUGUAGCGCGUGCGUGGUUGGAUUCCAUCGUAGAAGAGACAAAGGUUGUCGAGACACAAGGAAACACGAGAGGAUUGCACGAAGUGCUCGCACUCAACGAGGAUAGAACGAUUGGCUGGAGGGCGGACGACCGGUGGGAUGAGCUCAUACGGCUUCGUGUCGCUCUGCCCGGGGAAGUCUGA
Molecule: messenger RNA, 1689 nt
Organism: Fibroporia radiculosa
Lineage: Eukaryota; Fungi; Basidiomycota; Agaricomycetes; Polyporales; Fibroporiaceae
Exons: 9
Coding region: 1-1689 (562 amino acids)
Source: RefSeq, a predicted model, not a curated record